UAUCACUUGACUAUGCACACUUUGCCAUCGUCAUGUAUAUGGCAUAUUUUUAUAUUACUAGAGUACUCAGGAUGGAUUGUAUCUGACGUUUGGUCGCAGAAGGCGACCACUUCCAUGCUGGAGCUUGGCGAACUCCCAGACAUGAAUGAGUUUUUACCGGAUGAAGAGCCGCCUAAUCUUUGGGAUUAUUCUGAGCCUUUAGUAUCCAAAUCAACUACUUUGGAGAAUUAUCCAGAUCCUUUUGUUAAUCCGAGGGAGUGCAAUCGUCCCGAUGCAACGGAGUCUUAUAUCUGUGACCCGGAUCAUUUGCUUACUAAAGUAGAGGCUGACCGUAUAGACGAACUUUUAAGUUUACAGCGACACGAUUCGCAGCAUCAUUGCGAGGGUUUAGGUAGUGUCCCGUACAGGUUAGGUGUUGCUAUAAUAAAUUGGCUGCCAGCUGAGGACAUGCCUACUUUAUCUAACGAGUUGCUGAAGCGAUGGCGGCUAAGCCAUGAAAAGUGUUCAGAUGGCGUUUUGAUUCUCUAUGUAAUUCGUCACAAUGGAGUGGUUAUAAGUUGGGACAAGGGAGUAGAACCGCUUAUCAAUGCAAAGACAGUGUCAUCAAUAUCUGCCAUCUGCCGUACUAUGCUUGAGAAGGAGAAAGUAGGUGUGGCCAUAGAGCAUUGUACUGCUUUUGUUACCAAACGUCUAACUGGCGUAAUUCUUCCAUCACAAGAAACGCCUCAAAUGCUCGUAACACUGGUGAUUGCAUCCCUCGUUGCGUUAUUUUAUUGUAUGAUAACUAUAGCAACCUUCCAGCAAGAUGCAAUAUAACUUUCUGAUUUAGAGAAGGUGACCCCGCAACAUUUGUAUAAUAAAAGCAAUAUCCCUUCCCCGUGCUUAC
This is a messenger RNA of Babesia bovis T2Bo, 886 nucleotides long. Its product is annotated as TLP18.3 Psb32 and MOLO-1 founding proteins of phosphatase family protein. Gene Ontology annotation, cellular component: acetylcholine-gated channel complex. The transcript is spliced from 4 exons. Bases 13 to 816 code for a protein of 267 amino acids. Lineage: Eukaryota; Apicomplexa; Aconoidasida; Piroplasmida; Babesiidae. The record is from RefSeq and is a predicted model, not a curated record.